UGGUUUCAAGUCUCAUCUUAAAUGUCACUUCUUUAGAGAAACCUUUUUUUGAUAGCCCAGAGCAGGCUAAAGGUGUUUCCACAGUGGUCUGAAAUUUUCCAUUUUAAUCCUUCUGCUACUGACAAUUGUUUAUGAAGCUAGGAAUCAAAUAUUGAGAGCCUUUCAUAUAUAGAGAUACAGUAUAAAACAAACCAUACAAGAUCCAUGCCACCCAUGGGCUCAUAUUCUAGGGAGUGGAUGGCCAUACAGUAAAAUAGUCUUUUGGGUAAUUUCGUACAGUGAUUAGUAGUUCAAUGGGUAUUCUCUGUGCUUGAGCUGCAAACUCCUUGAAGGCAGGGGCCUUUUGUUUUCAAGCUAAUUCCAGUUUUGUAAGAACCUGAUCUGUAUUUUUUCCCACUAGUGUAAAAUGAACACUUUUUUCAUUUUACUAGAUAAAUGACUAAGUUCCAGGAUUCCUCUUCUUCCCAAAGCUAUCUUCAUUCUUUUCAUAAUUAGAACCAUUGUAAGAUUAGCAACAUUUACCAUCUGGAGUAAAAGGAACUCCAACUAAAUAAAGAACAUUUAGUUCACAUUCGUUAAGGACCUAGUGAUAAAACAGACCCGGAAAUACUAGACAUACUGGCUCAGGACUAGAACUCCAUUGGCACACAGCCAAGCCGUCAGUAGUCUAAUCCACUGUUUUUAAAAGUUGCCUUAAGCACCCAGGAUAUGAUCCCCUUAAUUUUCUUAUUUCUAAAGUGCUUCAGUCUCCCAUCACUCACAGGAUGGUAAAAAAGACACACUCAUUAAUAGGAACGGGACAACAUAAUCCUGUGUAAGGUCAACAAAGAAUGUGAUCUUUACACUAAAGAUCAGCAUCCACGUCCAAGAAAUUCGUUUACGAGAGCUAAGGACAAGUUGGGCUGGAAAACACUAGGAGACUCUAGGUUGGGCGCAUACGCUCACCCAAAAACCCUUCCCUGAGGGUAGCGCUCAGUAACUCCUUUCUUUCCAGGGGCGCAUGCGCAGCACACUCUCCGGCCACUGCACGCCUCCUCGGCUAACCAAGCCUCUUACGUCACCAAACGUGUAGAGAGGAGUUCUUCCGCGCGCCCGAGGAAAAGGAGUCCGCGCACCUUUCCUUCUCUUUGUGCACACAAAACGCACUUUCUCUGUCCAUCCCAGCUCCAGCGCCGUCCACAGAUCUUCAUCGGGAGCUCGUCUUUGUUCAAACUGCCCUGUGCGUCCGUGGAACACCGGAGGUUGCGGGGAGGAGAACACUGGCGUUGUUUACAGACGUGCGCGGCCGAGAUCAGUCCGCAGGGGCGGGGCUAGGCAGCCGGCGCUUUUUUUUUGCUCGCCCCUCCUUCCCCAGCCUUACCCUGCGAGCAGACGCGCCAGCGCCUCUGUCUCGCUUUUUCUUAUUUUCUCCCCCUUUCCCCUUCCUUUUCUUUUCUUUUUUCCCCUUCCCCCCUUCCACCAUUUCCCCUCGGAGGCGCUUCCCUCGGGCAGGGGCAGAGCCGGCCUCACCCCGCGCCUCUCCCCGGCCCCCGCCGCCCUAUGGAGAGAGGGCGCCCCCUCCUCACCCGGGCACCAGCGGCGGCGGUCGGAGGAGCGGGACCGGCGGCGGCGGCCUCGGGCCCAGGGUCAUCAUGGAAUUAGUUCGCUGAGUGACCCUUCGGCCGCAGCCGUGCGUCCCGCCCGAGCGCCCGCCGGCCCGGUUUGCCCUCUUCUCCCUCCUCAGACGGCCCGGCCCUGGUCCCGCGCGCCCCGCUGCCGCGCGCCGAGGAUCAUGAGGUGGUAACGGGCCCCCGGAUGACCCCGCGUCACCACUGUGAGGCCUACAGCUCUGCCGGGGAGGAGGAGGAGGAGGAAGAGGAGGAGAAGGUAGCUACAUCAAGCUGGGUGGCAGGCAGAUCCAAAGGGAUAUCAUGAAGUUUCCAGGACCUUUGGAAAAUCAGAGAUUGUCUUCCCUGUUGGAAAGGGCAAUCUCCAGGGAAGCCCAGAUGUGGAAGGUGAAUGUACCGAAGAUACCUACAAAGCAGAAUGUUUCUCCAUCCCAGAGAGAUGAAGUAAUUCAAUGGUUGGCCAAACUCAAAUACCAGUUCAACCUUUAUCCAGAAACCUUUGCUCUGGCAAGCAGUCUUUUGGAUAGGUUUUUAGCUACGGUGAAAGCCCAUCCAAAAUAUUUGAAUUGUAUUGCAAUCAGCUGUUUUUUUCUGGCUGCUAAGACUGUUGAAGAAGACGAGAAAAUUCCAGUGCUAAAGGUAUUGGCAAGAGACAGUUUCUGUGGAUGUUCCUCAUCUGAGAUUUUGAGAAUGGAGAGAAUUAUUCUGGAUAAAUUGAAUUGGGAUCUUCACACAGCCACACCAUUGGAUUUUCUUCACAUUUUCCAUGCCAUUGCGGUGUCAACGAGGCCUCAGUUACUUUUCAGUUUGCCCAAAUUGAGCCCGUCUCAACAUUUGGCAGUCCUGACCAAGCAGCUACUUCACUGUAUGGCCUGCAACCAACUUCUGCAGUUCAAAGGAUCCAUGCUUGCUCUGGCCAUGGUUAGUCUGGAAAUGGAGAAACUCAUUCCCGAUUGGCUUCCUCUUACAAUUGAACUGCUUCAGAAAGCACAGAUGGACAGCUCCCAGUUGAUCCAUUGUCGGGAGCUGGUAGCAUAUCACCUUUCUGCUCUGCAGUCUUCCCUGCCUCUAAAUUCCGUGUAUGUCUACCGUCCCCUCAAGCACACCCUGGUGACCUGCGACAAAGGAGCGUUCAAAUUACAUCCCUCCUCUGUCUCAGGCCCAGAUUUCUCCAAGGACAACAGCAAGCCAGAAGUGCCAGUCAGAGGUCCAGCAGCCUUCCACCUUCAUCUCCCUGCUGCCAGUGGGUGCAAGCAUACCUCUGCUAAACGGAAAGUGGAGGAGAUGGAGGUGGAUGACUUCUACGAUGGGAUCAAGCGGCUCUAUAAUGAAGAUACUGGUUCUGAGAAUGUGGGUUCUGUAUGUGGCACUGAUUUAUCAAGGCAAGAGGGCAAUGCUUCCCCCUGUCCACCUUUGCAGCCUGUUUCUGUUAUGUAGUUUCAAGUGUCACCUUCCAGUGUACACACUAAGGCUGACUACUCGAUGUGACACUAGAGACCAGGGAAGGCUGUAAGAGAAGGGCAUGUGCUUUAUCAGACUGAUUGAAGUGAGCCAGGAAAAAAGAAAAACACUCUUACUCUUUUGUGCGGUUACUUACAAUUCAACAUAAUUUAAUAUAAAGGCAUAUAUUUAUAGACUCAAGAUCUAAAAUAUAUUUAAAAGUAAAGCAAAAGUUCUUUGUACUAUGUCAGUUCUACUUCAUGGUUAAAAUAAGUUUGCCCCAUGUCAAAAAAAAAAAAAUCAAUGUUUAGGGGAAAGUUGCAAACUCACAGCUAGGAACCUUGUUCUUAUUUUCCUCUUGCCCUUUCUUGCCUUGGUUGAAUACUUACUAAGUUGUGUGCUUGUUGAUCUAUGUAUUCUGACUUUACUGAAUAAGUAACACCCACCUUUUCUUUUAAAGUAAUUCAGUAAGCAAAUUAUUUUUGUGUGGCAGCCAUGUUUAACCCACUGUUCAAGUGUGCUAGUUUGAAAAGGGCACUUUGAAGCUACCCCCGUGAAUCAGUGGCAGUAGAAAAAGUUCUCUUAUUUUGUGUGUCUCAAUUCAGUUUUUAGUUUAAAAAGAUUACUAUUGUCCUUUUUUGCUUGAAGCUUUAAAAAUAGCAUGUAAUUAGGACAUUUUAAGCAUUUUUUGACAUUUAUAUAAAAGAAUUUCUGAUAAAGUUAAUAUAUCCAGGUGCUCACCAAAGAAACAUGUAACAUAUACGUAGAGUUUUGUAACUGAUCUGUUUUCGCUCAUUUAUAAUCAGUAGAAGCAACUGUCUAGAUAUUGGGGCAGCCCUGAUUUGAGUCUGUAACUUAUAAUUGAAUUCAGUACCCUAGUUUUAUAUUACGCCAUUAGGAUUUUCUUGAUAAGGAGUUAUUCCCUUGUUUUUCUCUGAGCAACUCUGAACCCUGAGCUCCUUUUGCAGUCUGAAGACGGCACUGCAGUCAGAACCAUGUACUGCUGAUAAAGCCUCUGGUAGCAAUAAAAUGUUGUCCUUAA
Messenger RNA from Arvicanthis niloticus (Nile rat), 4089 nucleotides. Lineage: Eukaryota; Metazoa; Chordata; Mammalia; Rodentia; Muridae. The record is from RefSeq and is a predicted model, not a curated record.